This is a messenger RNA of Cuscuta campestris, 1137 nucleotides long. NCBI's taxonomy places the organism in Eukaryota, Viridiplantae, Streptophyta, Magnoliopsida, Solanales, Convolvulaceae. The record is from the annotation of a GenBank genome assembly.
GAACUGGGAGUAUUUAUACUACCUCCCCUUCGUCCUAAGCCCGGACAUUGGCAGUAUUUCACUAUUUCCUGAAAUAAAAUGGCACAGAAAGGAGGGGAAGUGGUCUGUGUUACCGGCGGCAGCGGCGGCAUUGGCUCCUGGCUGGUCCGCCUCCUCCUCGACCGUGGCUACGUUGUCCAUGCCACCGUCAAAGAUCUCAAGGAUGAGAAGGAGACGAAGCAUUUAGAAGCAAUGGAAGGAGCCGAUUCGCGCCUCCAUCUCUUCCAGAUCGAUCUCCUCGACUUCAAUUCCAUCUCGGCCGCCGUUACCGGCGCUACCGGCGUUUUCCACCUCGCUUCCCCCUGCAUCGUUGAUGACGUCCACGAUCCCGAGAGGGAGUUGCUGGAUCCGGCGAUCAAAGGCACUAUCAACGUACUGACGGCUGCUAAGGAGCUCGGAGUCCGGCGAGUGGUGCUGACGUCAUCCAUUUCGGCCAUUAUUCCUAGCCCUAACUGGCCAGCUGAUAUUGUGAAGAAUGAGGAUUGCUGGACGGAUAUCGAAUACUGCAAACAGAAAGGGAGAUGGUAUCCGCUUUCAAAAACACUUGCGGAAAAGGCUGCCUGGGAGUUCGCUAGGGAAAAGAAUUUGGACAUUGUUGUGGUGAAUCCUGGAACUGUGAUGGGUACUUAUAUAUCCCCAACCCUCAAUGCAAGCAUGAUAAUGCUUCUUCGUCUGCUUAAAGGCUGCACUGAGACAUAUGAAGAUUUCUUUAUGGGGUCUGUACAUUUUAAAGAUGUGGCCUUAGCGCAUAUACUUGUCUAUGAAAACGCUUCAGCAAAAGGAAGGCACCUUUGUGUUGAAGCAAUAUCUCAUUUUGGUGACUUUGCAGCUAAGGUUGCUGAACUUUACCCUGAAUACAACAUACCCAGGUUUCCCAAGGAUACCCAACCUGGUCUGCUGAGAGCUAAGGAUGGAGCAAAGAAGCUUAUGGAUUUGGGCAUGGAGUUCAUUCCCAUGGACCAAAUUAUUAGGGACUCUGUUGAUAGUUUGAAGAGCAAAGGGUAUCUGAGUUGAAAAAACAGGGUUCAAUAGACAAACCUCUUUGAAAGGAGGGUUAAAAGCUGUUUAUUGUUGACUCAAUAAACAUAAGUGAUUGUG